Molecule: messenger RNA, 1662 nt
Organism: Emiliania huxleyi CCMP1516
Lineage: Eukaryota; Haptophyta; Isochrysidales; Noelaerhabdaceae
Exons: 5
Coding region: 1-1662 (553 amino acids)
Biological process (GO): activation of GTPase activity; nucleocytoplasmic transport
Cellular component (GO): cytosol; perinuclear region of cytoplasm; nucleus
Molecular function (GO): small GTPase binding; GTPase activator activity
Source: RefSeq, a predicted model, not a curated record
AUGGCCGCUCUCGCACUACGCCGCUCCGGCCUCUCAGGCGGGCUAGACCUGCUUAAUAUCCAGCCGGAGGAGCCGCCACCAACUGUCGCACCGGCCGACUCUUGGUCCACCACCACGCUCGAGACGCUCCCCGAGGACGCACUGGCCUCUGUGCUGGCUCAGUUGGGUUCGUCUGUGGACCAGCUCGUCGUCGCGUGCGUCUCCAGCUCCCUCUGCGACGCCGUUUCCCGCUCGUGGGCGCGCGACGCUCUCCUCCUCUCCUCGGACCCGCACCUCGCCACCGACCAGCUGCUGCUGCAGCUCACGCUCGGCCGGCUCGCGCGUGGGCUGGUGCGGGAGCUCGACAUCGCGGGCUGCGAUCUGCUGACCAAAUCCGCCGUGACGAGGGCGGCCAUGGCCCAGCGCACCAUCCAGCGCCUCAACGGCACCAACGUCGGGGUCGGCUCGUGGACGCCCGAGCAGCUGCUUCGGGUCAUCGCUGCCCUCGACGACCUGCGUGUGCUCACUGCGGACUGCCGCUCGCUCGGCGCGUCGUCGCCGCUGCUCCGCCUCCUCGCCCACCCCGCCGUGCGGCUGCGCAAGCUCGUUCUCCACAAGCCCGAGUCGGGUGCCGCGCUGGAGCCUGCAGCCGACGACCUCGCGCUCAAGCGGAAGCCUCCGGGCGGCGGCGACGCGCCCGUGGACCUCGGCCAGUCGGGAGGCGGGCUGCGGGGCGCCUUCGAGUUUGUCGCCGCGCUGCUCGCGGGCGAAGACGCCUCGGUCGAGGCACUCGCCGCGCUGGGCGCCGCGCUCGACGGGAACCGCCACCUCGAGCAGCUCUCGCUCGGCUGCAACUUCAUCUCGGCCGAGGGCUGCCGCGCGCUCGCCGCCGCCGUCGCGUCGCACCCCGCCCUCCGCUCCCUCUCGCUCGAGCACAACCCGAUCCAAGACUCGGGCGCCGCCGCCCUCUCCGCCGCCCUGUGCGGGCGCGGCUCGCGCCUCACCUCCCUCUCGCUCCCCUUCACGGGAGCGAAGGACGGCGCUUGCCGCGCGCUCGCCGACGCGCUCGCGGCCGGCGCGCCCCUCGCCUCCCUCGACCUCGGCGGCAACCUGGUCACGGCGGGGGGAGCCGCCGCCCUCGCGGCCGCCCUCGCCGACCCGUCCGGCUGCGCGCUCCGCUCGCUCAACCUGGCGGCAAACUACCGCCUCGGGCCGGAGGGCGCCCUCUCCCUCGCCGCGGCGCUGCCGUCGAGCGGCUUGGCCGAGCUCCACCUGGCGGGCUGCGCGGUCGGCGCGGGGCCGGUCGGCAGGAUCGCCGCGGCGGUGGCGCGCUCGUCGCUCCGCCUGCUCGACCUGUCGCACAACCAGAUCGGCGACCGGGGCGCGUGGGAUCUCGCCUGGGCCAUCGCCGAGCCGCACGCGCAGCUGACGACGCUCAUCCUCAAGUCGGACGACAUCGAGGACGACGGCGCCGCGGAGCUGCUCGCCGCGCUGGCGCACAACACCGUCCUCGAGGUGCUCGACCUCUCUGGCAACCGGAUCGACCCAAGCGGCGAGCACGGCGCCUCGCAGGACCGGCGCGUGACGCUCGGCUUCCAGUCCCGCCCCUUCCUCCACACGCCGGCGGAGGCGGCGCCGAGCGGCGGAGAGGCGAGCGGCGGCGACGCGGCGAGCAGCGCCUAG